AUGGAAUGGAAAGCCCUACUGUUGAUGCUAACCGUCGUCUGUGGUGAACUACGGGCUGCCUUUAACGAGUCCGAUUCCGUCGGCUCAAGGGUGCUUUCGAGACGGAAACGAUUCCUGCUGUUCCCACCCGGAUCGAACAUUCUGCUCACGUCCUUCUUCGGGAAGGGUCUGGUAUUUCGCGGCCCUGCCGGUUACGUCGUGAUCGGUGAGCUCGAUCUGUACUACCCGUUACCCGACUACAAGUAUCACGCGAGCGCCCUCAAACUAGGCAAGAUCGCCAUGUACCCUCCGGAGCCAAAGAAGCCACCACCACCUGCACCACCCACAACAGCGAAACCGGCAGAACAUCACCACGAUGGUGGAGAGCUAACACCGGCUGAAGUCCAGGAGUACUUGAAAGCACACCCAAACACGUGGAUCCCACCAGGUUGGGGCAAAGAACGUGCCGAUUGGAACACGUACGGCGCAUACGGCAGUGAACCGGGAUACGAUUCGGGUUAUUGGCGUACGGGCGAUCGAGGCUCUGGUACGCUCAAUCGAUACCUCGGUGCGAACAGCUGGAAUGAAGCCGGCCAGCCGUACGGACGCUUCCGGCGAUCGGUCGUCGAGCAGGCGCUUGAGAACGAUCGUGAGGAUGAUCACGCUCGAUCGCGGUGGCUCAGUGGAGAAGCCUUCAACAUCAGCCAGCACGGUGAUUGGGAGCACUUUCAUCAUUAUCGCGAUCGGCGCGCUUUGUUUAGCCAUCUGGAGGAUACCAUCGGUGCUAUCACCGGGUUCCACAUGAAGGAGUGCAUCCUGCGGAGUAUCUGUGAGGCGAAGAACAUGCUGCCACCACCUGGCCGAUCGAUGGCGAUGGACAUCUUUCGGGUGCUGUUCAGUUUCCCGCUUCGUGAGGAUCUCACGGACGAUUACAGCAGCGCGAUGCGUGAUGACGCUACCGACUGUCGAGCACGGUAUGGUGCCGGUUGUCCAGCGAGUCUGCUCGAUUUGGUGCUGUUCGGACGGUUCGAACCUUAG
Anopheles nili is the source of this 1017-nucleotide messenger RNA. RefSeq lists its product as uncharacterized. The transcript has 3 exons. Lineage: Eukaryota; Metazoa; Arthropoda; Insecta; Diptera; Culicidae. Bases 1 to 1017 code for a protein of 338 amino acids. The record is from RefSeq and is a predicted model, not a curated record.